UUAGACCUUACAAAUAAACGAACAAGCUUAAACAUAUGCUCUAUUAACAUAAUAAACAAUAACCAACAUUUAGAUAUUUACUCAUUUUAUCUGGGCUACACAAAUAAUAGAAAAUACUCAUUGUCACUGCUUGUUUUUGUAUUUGAGUGUAAAUAUGAUAUCAACUGGACAGUAUCAAGAAAGCGGACAAACCGGAGCGUCCUCGGUGACUGCGCCUUUGGACGGAGCUGCAACGUGCAAUGUAGUACCCACAUAGAGACGCGCGAUGGAGCACUCCCUUCAAUAGCUGGAAAACAGCAGUAUUUUAGUUUAUAACUAACGUAAUUUCUCUGAUCACCAGAGGGCAGCGUAAAAUAGCACAUGACCGACGUCAAUGCCAACAUUCUGUUUCCAUGUUUGAAUACCGCAGGUUUCGGUGUAGCAGGAGCUAGUUGGCUGUGGAUGCGGAUCUUACGUUCCCUUCAUUCAAACGACUGCAACUAUAGCUGUCUAGCCAUAUAGCUGUUUAUUUCUCACCGCUGUCGGACUAUACGGCCCUGCGUACAUGCAUGCUGUUAACCUGGUGCAAUUCGAAGUAACCUUGUAAAAUGUGACGGGUCUCCUCCUGCUAUGGCCUCAGGAGGCAGUGUGGUUGAAGAGAGAGAAGUACAUAGUCUCCUGCAGGUGCCCCCCAGUGAAGUGCUCAAACACACAAUACACUCUACAGCCAAGAAGAACAUGAAGGAGGUGGAUAUUUUUAAAAAGGAGGAAAUAAAUAAAAAAAGGUCCCCUUUCGACCAUUCAGCACCGAGUUACAGCAAAGCAAAGCGAGUGUUGUCGUGCAAGAGGAGGACGAGCAACAGUAGCUGGUGGAGGUCGGUCGCGGCUGGCAGGAGUUGUGACAUGGCCAACAAGGAGAACGAGCUGGACUGUGCUGAGGAUGUGGAGGACAGCUGCUAUGGUGAGCCCUGUCGCAUCCACCUGAACUCCAAGAUGGAUGCCGUGGGGUCACGGUACAGCGAGUACUUUGCAGAGCUGUCAAAGGACCAUGAUGCAAUGACCCAUGUACUUUUUGGAAGGAAUCUCAGGCUGAAUGUAGCUUUGACUCUUUGGCGAAGAAAUGCAAGUGAAUUAGUCGCAUACCUGAUCAGAAUUCAAGACACUGGUGUACUUGUUGACUGCUUGCCUGUUAUUACAAAAAGUCUUCAAGACGACAUGUCUCAGAUAUCUAUUGGCUGUUGCGUCGACCUCCUACCACUAGUAAAAAUCAUUCUUGUCAGUAAAUAUGAAGAAUACCUUGUAGUCGGUUUACACUGGGUUCAGUCCGUCAUUAAAAAAUGGUGGCCAGAACUGUCUGCAAAUGGCAGGGGAGACGGCUAUUCAGACUACCGGAAUGUUCAAGUCAUGAAACAACAGCUGCAGGACUUGUGGCAACAGGGAAGUCAGCUGAGUUUAGUUCCAGGAACUACAGGUGAAAUAGCAAAGGCUAUAGAGUUGUGUUUAUCACAGCUGCAGUGAAGUCUGCUUGUUUCACACUGGGGAUUUGACUACUCCGAGCACUUGACAGUUGAAAGAACUGCUUUCCAGCUCCAGCUAGCACUGGGGCGCGAUGAACUGAAACUGACCAAGGCUGCAGAUGCACAGAAUAAUCACUGGGCAGAUGAAAGGAGGGAAACUGCAGCCUUUAUUUAAGAAU
Messenger RNA from Megalops cyprinoides (Indo-Pacific tarpon), 1675 nucleotides. Its product is annotated as KATNB1-like protein 1. The coding region runs from base 610 to 1497 and encodes 295 amino acids. Gene Ontology annotation, cellular component: nucleolus. The transcript has 10 exons. NCBI's taxonomy places the organism in Eukaryota, Metazoa, Chordata, Actinopteri, Elopiformes, Megalopidae. The record is from RefSeq and is a predicted model, not a curated record. Gene Ontology annotation, molecular function: microtubule binding.